Juglans microcarpa x Juglans regia is the source of this 1636-nucleotide messenger RNA. RefSeq names its product U-box domain-containing protein 21-like. Gene Ontology annotation, biological process: protein ubiquitination. Bases 135 to 1457 code for a protein of 440 amino acids. The transcript has a single exon. Gene Ontology annotation, molecular function: ubiquitin protein ligase activity. The record is from RefSeq and is a predicted model, not a curated record. NCBI's taxonomy places the organism in Eukaryota, Viridiplantae, Streptophyta, Magnoliopsida, Fagales, Juglandaceae.
AAGAACUUAUAAAACCCUUCAACUCCCUCUCAUACACUCUCACGAACAAAAAAGAAACUCAACACGAAUAUAUUCUCUUGUUUUAAUUUCCUUCUUCUUCGAUCUUGGUUUUUGUCAGAUUAAUAUCUGUAGUAAUGAUUUUAGGUUGGAGGAAGAGAAGAAUAGCCCGCCAUGCCGGGAAAAAGAAUCCCGCAGGCAACCACGAGAUGGAGCUUGUGAUUCCGAAUCAUUUCCGAUGCCCCAUAUCCCUUGAGUUGAUGAAAGAUCCUGUCACAUUGUCUUCUGGGAUUACCUAUGAUCGUGAAAGUAUCGAAACCUGGCUUGAAGCUGGGAAUUUUACGUGCCCUGUCACGAAUAAGAUGCUCAGGAGUUUUGAUCAGAUUCCUAACCACACACUCAGGAAGAUGAUCCAAGAUUGGUGCGUGGAGAAACAAAAUUAUGGAGUUGAACGCAUCCCGACGCCGAGAACUCCAGUCACGCCAAUUGAGGUUUCGGAGAUUCUUUUCGAUGUUUCAGCUUCAGCUCGAGAUAUUGACCAGUACAGAUGCUUAGAAUUGGUGCAGAAAAUUCAGAAAUGGGGUGCGGAGAGUGAACGAAAUAGGAGGUGCAUCGUCGCAAAUGGAGCAGCCGCUGUACUGGCUGCCGCAUUCGAUGCAUUUUCAAAUGAUUCUGUCGAGAGAAAUGUCGCAGUGUUGGAAGAGAUAUUGUCUGCACUGAAUUGGAUGUUUCCUUUUGAUGUGGAAGCCCAGAAAUCCUUAGGAUCUCGAGCUUCUUUGGGUUGCAUGGUCUGGUUUUUGAGCAGCAAAGAUCUUUCACCAAAGCAAGACUCCAUAGUAGCCUUGAAAGAGCUUCUUGCUUGUGAUCAAAAGCUUGUGGAAAAGCUGUCAGACAUUGAGGGAGUGAAUGAAUUGCUAGUUGAAUUCGUCAAAAAGCAAAUCUGUCCAACUAUUACAAAAGCUUCAAUCAUGGUGAUUUUCUACAUGGUUUCUGUUGCUUAUUCGUCCAGCGAGAAGAUCAAAUUAGCAUUUGUGAAGAUGGGUUUGGUUUCUUUACUUCUGGAGAUUCUUGUUGACUCAGAGAAAAGCAUAUGUGAGAGGGCUUUGGGUGUUCUCUGUGGACUUUGCAGCUGCAAAGAAGGGAGAGAAGAGGCUCAAAGUAAUGCCUUAACCGUACCAGUCAUGGUGAAGAAAAUCUUGAGGGUGUCGGACUUGGCGACAGAGUAUUCCAUUUCUGCAAUUUCGGAGCUCUGCAAAUAUGGAAGAAGGGAUGAAGGAAAAAUUCUGGUUGAGGCUCUUCAAGUUGGAGCCUUUCAGAAGCUCUUGUUAGUCAUACAGGUUGGUUGUGGUGAUAAGACAAAGGAGAAAGCAACUGAGCUUCUGAAACUGUUGAAUCCUUACAGGGCUGGGUUGGAGUGCAUUGAAUCUGUGGAUUUCAAGAAUCUCAAAAGGUCAUUUUGAAGAGAAAAAUCUUUAUUUUUCGAGUCGAUUCGAGUAUGUAAUUACUUAUAGUUUUGUUGUAGACUAUGUACCAAAAAUGGUGCAAAACUUUCAUACAGAAAGAUCUAGCUCAUCAGUUAGGUUUAAUUUCUUUCCACACAACUCAGUAAAUUGUGAGACAGUAUUGUUUUGUUCUUUAA